Messenger RNA from Verticillium alfalfae VaMs.102, 1179 nucleotides. RefSeq lists its product as hypothetical. The record is from RefSeq and is a predicted model, not a curated record. Bases 1 to 1179 code for a protein of 392 amino acids. The transcript has 2 exons. Gene Ontology annotation, cellular component: cytoplasm. NCBI's taxonomy places the organism in Eukaryota, Fungi, Ascomycota, Sordariomycetes, Glomerellales, Plectosphaerellaceae.
AUGCCGCCGCCCGGACGCCGAGUCCCACCGCCUGGCCACCGACCGACUCGGUCGCAGGAAGAGGCCCUGAGAGCUCGCAGAAUGCAAGGUGAUGGCAACCGCCCGGAUCGUUCUCGACCAUCCGGCCCCACGGACUCCCCACACCGACGCCCACCAGCCGGGAGACCGCGUCGCAACUCGGAAUCAUCAAUUCUGGAAAAGCCAAUGCCGGAGGAGGAGAAGAAGGCUCGCGAGGCCCGACGCCGUGAGCGUGAGCGCCGUCACCGCGAAGGUAAAGACAAGGAGAAGAAGCCUCAACGCAAGCUUGAUGUCAUUGACCAGCUCGACCACACCAGCCUUUUUGGUGGCGGAUUCCAUCACGACGGCCCUUUUGACGCCGUUAACCCUAACCGGAACCGCAAGGGCAGUCGCCGUGCGCCUAUGCAAGCUUUCCCCGAAGACUCGCUCAACAUGUCGCUUGGCGGAUCCGGCCCACUCAACAAGAACCCAGACCACGCCACCUUCAUGGGCAAUGGCACCGAUGAGGCUUUCAAGGAGUACUCUACCGGUGUCAACAAGUACGGGUACAACUACCCAUCGGCCCGCGGCGAGAUGCCCGUCUUUGACCCGAGCGCGCGUACCACGAUGCUGCACGGCGAAGAGUCCCUCGGCCUGGGCACUUCAACCUUCCUUGAAGGCACUCCUGCCACCCGUACGGCAAUCCAGAAGCUUGAGGCUGAGCAGGCCGAACAGGCGAAGAACGACGGAAUGCAGCGCAAGAAGUCCCUAGCCCACCGCAUUCGCAACCUGAACGGAAGACAGCCGCGCGAGUUCAACUCUUCAGGUCGCAUGACCAACCCUGAGGCUGCCUAUCCGCGCUCCCCACCUGACGGCAUGCCUCCCGCGACCACAGGCAGCCAGUAUGGCAGUGAGCGCAACCCGUUUUUCAACGAAUAUGGCAAGGAGGGCGAGACCAUCACAGUCAAGAGGACGGAUUCAGCCGGUCCCCUGUCACCCAUCAGCCCGCCGCCACCUGUGCCCCGACGCGGCUCCGACCAAGGAGGUCCUCUCGAACGCAGGGCCACGAACGAAGACGGCGACAAACCUUCUGGCGGAUUCCUCUCCAGAGUCAAGAGUCUGAAGGGCGGCCGACGAAACCGGCAGGUCUCUGAUAACAUGCCGCCCGGGACUGCCGCUUAG